Penicillium waksmanii is the source of this 1419-nucleotide messenger RNA. RefSeq lists its product as uncharacterized. NCBI's taxonomy places the organism in Eukaryota, Fungi, Ascomycota, Eurotiomycetes, Eurotiales, Aspergillaceae. The transcript has 4 exons. The coding region runs from base 1 to 1419 and encodes 472 amino acids. The record is from RefSeq and is a predicted model, not a curated record.
AUGCUCAAAGGACCACGAGCGGCUAAGGGGUUUGUCUUUGUCACCGCCGACGCCUAUGGUCAGGCGGCUGCUGGAGAUCGUAAGCUCAUACGGAGUCACGUCAUGCGGGGGAAGAAUACCCGUACACGAGCUCUUCCUGGUCGAGUGAAGGGCCGUUCCCCGGCUACCGCUGUGGGAAACCAACGGCCGCAGCAUGCUGCAGGAGACAGUGGUUCUUUUGAAGAGUCCCACGGAGCUCAGACACGAAGUGAGCUGCUCGACUCUGACGAGGAUGCUCUGGCCCGCAUCAGACAUGCAGAAAUGGUCCCCGGUGCUGCCGACAUGUUCACUUUCAUCAAGUUCACUGAAGACAUCGAUAGUAGUUCGCGUAGCUUGCUAUGGGCAUACUUUUCGUACAUGAAAGAUGAAAUGUACCCGAUCGUGAGGUACUCUCGCCCUGACACUCCCAAGACAUACUGGUUUCACUGGGCCCAUCUCGACUUGGCCUACCUGCACUCCAUCCUUUACAUGACGAUGAUUCACGAGCUUAACAAGCAACUAUCUGAUCCGAACACUGCACUGACCGAGUCGACAACCAUUGUCGUCAUAGGCUUAGCCUUGAUCGCCGAGUCCUUUGGAGACGUAGAGUCCGCCCACAUGCACGUGAUGGGUCUCAAGAAAAUCGUCGACCUGCGUGGUGGCAUAGAAUCGUUUGCAAGUCACCCUCUGCUUCAAUCCAAACUUCACCGCAUCUGCACCGGCGCGAAUCUAACCUUUCACCAAGAUGCUGCGUCGUUCGACUCAGCUUUCGACAGUUCAUCUGAACUUGCCCGGCUCAAGCCAUCGGACGCGUCCUGCUUCUCCCGCUCGCGCUCUGUGGUACGGACUUUAGAAAGGAGGCUCUAUGCUGUCUUGAAGGAUGUCCAGGACCUCUCACAGCUUAUCAACGAUAGCCACGAUUCCGGUCACAAGAUACGGGAGAUGUCUCUCGAGGAUCUCAUAACAUACAUUCAAUCCCGGCUGCUCAUGCUCGAAUUUGAGGACAACGACAUUUUCCCCGAGCUUCUCCGGUUAUCACUCCUCGCUUUCUUGACAACUACCUUCUGGGGUUUUCCUGGUGUCAAAUUCGAGUACCCACGUCUAGCCAACCAACUCCGACAAGCUUGCAUGACCUUUACGCCCAGCACCGCUGGAGAGAGCUAUCUCUUCGCCUGGGCCAUGAUGGUGGGGGCAACGUCUGUGUCCCGAGGCACUGAUCAGACCUGGCUUCUGCAAAGACUGCGCCCUCUGAUCCGGGACAGUCUAGGGAGGACGUGGUUCGAAGUAAAGAACAAUUUGAGGCAAGCCAUGUGGAUCGAUAGCAUUCAUGACGGCCCGGGGAUAGAGGUCUUCAACCAAUGUCUUGGGAAAACAGGGGACAGAGGUAUUGUUCCGAUAUAG